Dermacentor andersoni is the source of this 5149-nucleotide messenger RNA. RefSeq names its product patatin like phospholipase domain containing sws (gene sws). NCBI's taxonomy places the organism in Eukaryota, Metazoa, Arthropoda, Arachnida, Ixodida, Ixodidae. Gene Ontology annotation, molecular function: phosphatidylcholine lysophospholipase A1 activity. Gene Ontology annotation, biological process: phosphatidylcholine metabolic process. Gene Ontology annotation, cellular component: endoplasmic reticulum. The record is from RefSeq and is a predicted model, not a curated record.
AUGUCUGCGCUUCUCAGUCACUUCGAAGACUUCUACUUCAGCAGUCAAUAUUGGGAAUAUUGGGAAUUUCUAGUACAUUCUUCAUUCACAGCGCUCAUGGCUCACGUGUUCGAGCAUCACCUGGUGACAAUAUGCACAGUCGUCCUUUUGUCCGUUGCUGUCGCACUAGGAAUAAUUCUUUUUUAUAGAAAAAUAAAGAGCAAAGUGGACGUUGUGCGAGCGCGAAUGCUCGGUACUUCGAGGCCCCGCUUUCGUAAGAGGGACAAGGUGCUGUUUUACGGGCGCAAAAUGUUGAGAAAGGUGAACUUCCUUACAAAUCAAGCCACGAGUGGGAGGACGCGACAAAAAAACAGACAAAUGGUGCUGCGCUUCGCAAAAAGGCUGCUGCGCCUAAAGAGGGACCAGCCACCAACACUGCAAGUCAAGGAACCAUCACAGGCAUUCCUUGAGGAAGACUACACUGAACAAAUGGAGAAGCGCCUACCCCCAGAUGUCAUUUAUAUGUUGCGAAGUAUACGGGUGUUUGGUUUCUUUGAGAAACCCUUGUUUAUGGAGCUAUGGAAGCACAUUGAAACACUGUUUGUGCCCCGGGGCACUAUGCUUUUCUCACUUGGCGACAGUGAUGACAGCAUCUAUGUGGUGCAGUCGGGCCGCAUCCACGUUCACAUCGUUGAGCCUGACGGGACUGAGCUUACAUUCAAAGAGGUGACAGCUGGUGAGAACAUUGCAAGUCUGCUGAGUGCACUUGUUGUGCUAACCGGUGUCCCAUCCACAUUUAAGACGGUUGCAGCUCGUGCCCUUGAGGACUCCUCGGUCUUGAGGCUUCGGUAUGACAGCUUCCGCAUCCUGCUUACGAAGUACCCAGAUUCGAUGAUCCGCCUCUGUCAGAUAGUCAUGAUUCGUCUGCAUCGUGUCACCGUCACAGCUCUUCACAACUAUCUUGGCCUCACCACGCAGCUAAUGCGCUCGUCAAGUGGAGGCAGACGGGCACCUGCAUUGUCACCUAAGUCAAGUCCGUGUCGAACCCCCAGCCGUAAGCUGAGCCAUGCCAAGGAUUCUUCCAUACCUAUUGCACCACUUUCCACAGGUGUGCUAGGGGAGCUUAUAGUGCCCGAGGAAUAUGGCCAAGGUAUCGCUCCUGAAGCAGGGUCGUUCCACCCUUCAGAUGAGGCUACUGAAUCUGAAAAGUUUGUCAAUGAAGAUCCUACUGGUGCAGCUACAUUCAAAACGUCUUCAUCAAGCCGAAAGAUGUCUGCAGUGUCUGAUGCACCUGGAUCACGCAAGUCGACUCGAAAAGCUUCCUUUGUGGUUGGCGAGGGUUCCCGGACUUCCUCAUCAGUUCAAGAGUACAAUGAUUACAUUGAAGCAGCUGUCCAAGGUUUCGUGAGCAGGCUGGACAUUGAGGAUGAGGAGAUGAUUCGGAACAUGAUUGCAGUAAAGGAGUUUCAGCCAGGAGAGUACUUGAGCAAGGAGGAUUCGGGCGAGCCAGCUUCCCUCUUCUUCAUUCUUUCGGGAUAUGUGGCCGUCUCCCAGAAGACAUCUGCCAAGGACACUGAUGACAUGCUGUACAUUGCUCAUGUGGGCGACAUCACAGGCGCCCUGGAGGUGCUGACAGGCGAGUCGCCCAUCUUCUCCCGCAAAGCCAAGGUAGCAUCUCGUGUGGCCUUCCUGACAUCCACACAGUGCUACGAGAUUCUGCGUAUGAACCCCACAGCGGUGUUGUUCAUGGCACGGUCUGUGAUUGAACGGCUAUCACCUUUCGUGCGCCAGAUUGACUUUGCCUUGGAGUGGGUCUACAUUGAGUCUGGCCGAGCUGUAUAUAGGCAAGACGACAAGGCUGAGUCUACAGCCAUUGUGCUCAGUGGACGUCUCCGUUCUGUGCUGACGAGGGCUGAUGGCAAACGGGAAAUGGUGGGGGAGUACGGCCGAGGGGACCUUGUUGGAGUAGUAGAGCUCCUAACUGGAGCCAAAAGGGCAACUACUGUCAUGGCAGUAAGGGAUACCGAGCUGGCUAAACUUCCAGAGGGACUUUUGAACGUUAUCAAGAUCAAGUACCCUGUGGUGGUAACCCGACUUAUUCACCUUCUUGGCCACCGGCUUCUGGGUAGCCUGCAAAAAGGUGAUACUGUUAAAGCUGCUUCCAUGAUCUCCCGGCCAACGGGAUCCAACUUCACCACUAUUGCAGCGUUGGCUGUCAAUGAGGAUGUGCCACUUUCUACAUUUACACUGGAACUCUGCCAUGCACUUCGCAGCAUAGGACCAGUGUUUCGGCUGACUUCCGAUUACAUCAAGAAGCAACUUGGGGCUUCUGCACUUGACACAGCCAAUGAGUACCGCCUGUGCAACUGGUUGGGUCAGCAGGAGGACCGCAACAGAGUGCUUCUGUACCAGUGUGACAGCCAGAUGAGCUCAUGGACACAACGCUGUAUCCGGCAGGCAGACUGCAUACUCAUUGUGGCCCUCGCAGAUCAGGAACCGCUUGUUGGGCAGCUGGAGAAGCAGGCAGAAAACAUAGCACAGCGGACCCAGAAAGAGCUUGUUCUCCUGCACAGGGAUGGUGCAGACAAGCCACGCAAUACAGUAGCCUGGCUAAACAUGCGCUCCUGGUGUUCCUCUCACCAUCACAUUCGAUGCCCUAAACGCAUGUUCAUGCGCCACUCACCUUCUCGAAUUAUGGAGGUGUACAAGAAAGUUCAAGAAGGAACUGUGAAUGUACACUCGGACUUUGCCCGCCUGGCACGGUUCCUCACUGGGACAUCAAUUGGCCUUGUGUUGGGAGGUGGGGGAGCCAGGGGCUGUGCACACGUAGGCAUGAUUCGAGCCAUCUACGAGGCAGGCAUCCCCAUCGACAUGGUUGGUGGUGUGAGCAUUGGAGCAUUGGUUGGUGCCCUUUGGUGCCAAGAGGUAGAUGUCAUCACCCUCGUCCAAAAAGGCCGCCACUGGUCAAAGAGAAUGACAUCGCCUUGGAGUCAGCUGUGGGACCUUACCUACCCUAUCACUGCCUGGUUCACUGGAGCGGCAUUCAACCAGACUAUCUAUGAUCUGUUUGGGGACCGCCAGAUCGAGGACCUGUGGCUGCCUUACUUCACUGUCACCACCGACAUUACCAGCAGCUGCAUGCGCAUCCAUCGGCAUGGCAAGUAGUGCACCCCAAUGUGAUGUGGCAGCCCCACCACCAUCAGCUUGUGGAGAAUGCAAGGUACGCACAGCAGAGAAUUAGGCCAGCUCUGGAACGAUGCAGCUGCAACCCUGUCACCAUCUUCAUCUCCUCUGAGCAUGUGUUGUGACUUAGAACCUGUAAAUAAAUGAAAGACUGUCCAACCCACCUCGCCAUCACCACAGUAGUAUUAAAAAGUACGUCCUGCAAAGCAUUCCUGUGUAAAAUUGGAUUGUGUAUGAGUCAGGUGUUUCAGCCAUAAGUAUAACAAGAAGUAUACCUGGCAUUUCCUAUUCCUGCAGCUCUCUCUAGAUGUUCUGUUCGUCAGUCUAAUUAUUUGAGCAUUCACUAUUCAAUUUGUAUUUGUGUUUUUGCACACCCCUAAUGGUAAUUACUGCUUUGGGGACCUGAUAUUUUUUAUUUUUUAUGGGCCUAUCAAAUGUACUUUAGCUCAAAUGUACGUUAGCAGAGCUUACUGUAUAUAGUUAUAAUAGUUACUGUAUAUAUACAGUCGAAUCUCGUUAAUUCGAAAACACUUAAUCUGAACUUCCGGUUUAUUCGAACUAAUGCUGUGGUCCUGUCAAGGUUAUGUGUAUUCCAAUGGGCAAUCGCAAAUGACCAAGCAUUUGCGAUUGUUAAUUUGAACAUACCGCGCUCCGACAGUAAUCUCAGCAGCACGCCAAAUCACCCGGUGACGCCUCUGACCAGCGCUGCUCUUACCCCGCCAUAGAGGAAAAGUUAAAAAAGAAAGAAAAAAAAGGGGGGGGAAACGUAACGAAAAUUUCACCCUCUCUCAAAUUGCAAGGUUGCCGUCUCUGCGUCGUAAGGCCCCAGCUGCACUAGCGGCAAAAUGCACGCAUCAGAAAAGAUCGGUCCUGGGCUGAGUGUUGGCCGGCGUGGGCAGUUUCGUGGCACUCGCUCACUGUGUGCUUGCAUGCCGCGAUAUUGCCCACUUGCACUGUUCGUGCAUUGUGCUAUGGUGCACGAAUACUUCAAGAAGAAGUCCUUCUUUUAACUCAAACAAAUUUUCGGGCCCCUUCGAGUUUAAAUUAUCGAGAUUCGACUAGUUAUAUAUAGGUUGAUGUUCAAUUCAUUUCUACUCACUUUGCUACUUUAAAAAUGCACUUAGGUUGUUGUUGCAUCAAGCAUGGCUAAAUAUAUAUACAGGUAGCCAUGAUCAAAUAUGUGUGACAGUAGUCUCCAGGAAAGUAGAGUGCUUUGCAAUGGCAGCAGUGUCAUGGUGAAAGCUGUUAAUUCUUGACUCGCCUGGUGUAAAAAUAAAGUUUAAAAUAUUGUGGUUUUGGUAGCAACUUCUAGGUUGCAGCCACUUUGCUGAGAUAUGCAUGAGGAAGGUGGGUGAUUAAGCAAGCUGUAGAAGAAACUUGUGGAAAAGGGAGCACAGUAGCGGAGAGCAAGAGCUUUCGAGGAAGAUCCUGCAUUUCAGUGAGAAAUUCGGACAUCAUGUGAAUGGGAAGAAUAGGUGAAUGUAAUGUAGUGGUGCAAUUCUGAGCCUAUUUGAGGGUGUUCAUGAUGUAUGCCUGCUGUGAUUUUUGAGGAAGCUGAUGGAUACUUGAAUUUGUCUAAGAAAUGAUUUGUACAUGAGUAACUGGUUGGAGUGUGGAAAUAUUCAAAACUUUCAAAUGGCAAAUUGAUUGUUGCCCUAUUCAAUUCAGUCUUUGAAUCAACCAUUCAUUAUUCGUAAGUGCGAGUAUUUUUCAAGUAGUUUUCUAAUACUUCAAAUCACCACUGGUGUGAUAAAUUUCAACCCAGUGGCCUUAUUAGACAAAACACGAGAAGUUUCAUAGUGGAGCAUGCUCUCUGUCACUCAGGAAUAUACUUUUCUGGUUGAACCACUAUCAUUCGUACUCGCCAAUGAGUCCCGACUAUUUGAAUAAAUUGCUUGUUUGCUCCUUAUGCUCCAUUUGUGCUUUUCAUAACCAACACUUCAUAACAUGUUAUUACACUUCAUAACAUGAAGUGUAAUAACAGAAG